Molecule: messenger RNA, 3826 nt
Organism: Tachysurus fulvidraco (yellow catfish)
Lineage: Eukaryota; Metazoa; Chordata; Actinopteri; Siluriformes; Bagridae
Exons: 3
Coding region: 246-1838 (530 amino acids)
Molecular function (GO): GTP binding
Source: RefSeq, a predicted model, not a curated record
UUUACCUCAUAACUGCAGUAGCAUUUCAAGUAAAUCACCUGACACUUAUAGUGGGAGUGGUUUGUGAUGUAUCCUGUUUAUGGCCAGAUAAAAGUACGGUCGUUGUACAAGAGGAUUGGUGUUAUGUUUAGAUCCCUAUCUAAAACCUGACGCAUUAUAACCUGACUGAAAAGGAGCUUUUGAAUUUCUAAAGGAAAAAAGGUUUCAGCAACACCAGCUGCGUUCUGCUUCUGUUUAGAAACACCAUGGCAGAGUGUACGAAUUCUUCUCUUGAGAAUGAAGACUCAGUGAAAGAACAACUAAAUAAAAUCAAAAGAGAGAGCAGAUCAAUAGAAGGAUACAUCACCAGAUAUAUUCUAAACACCAGGACUGUAACUGAUGACAAAAAGGUGAAUAGAGUGGCAAUUGGAGUAAAACAGAAGAACAAACCCCAUAAAACCAUAUUAUUAGUUGGAGAAACAGGAACAGGAAAGUCGACUCUCAUCAAUACCAUGGUCAACUACAUGCUUGGUGUUGAGAGUAAAGACAGAAUGUGGUUUGAGGUCAUAGAGACAGAAGACGACCAAACUGUUUCUCAGACUCACGCAGUCACAGUGUAUGAUGUGUUUACUAAACACUGCCCGUUCUCUCUGACCGUCAUCGACACUCCUGGGUUUGGAAACACAGAAGGUAAAAAGGAGGAUUUAAACGUUGCUGAAAGUUUACUUGCAUUAUUCAAAUCUAACGAUGGAGUUCAUGAAAUUGAUGCAGUUUGCCUUGUGAUGACAUCCAGCACCGCUCGAGUCAUUGAAUGGCAUCAGUAUGUUUUCAAUGCAGUUCUCUCCUUAUUUGGCAAUGAUGUGGAGAAAAACAUUGUCCUGUUCAUCACACAUGCUGCCAAAAAGCCUAAUAAUACUAUUAAGUUUGCAAAGAAAUUUAAAAUCCCAUGUGCUCUGACUGCUAAAGGAGAGCCGAUGUAUUACAGAUUCGACAACAGUCACUGUGAAAACUUUAAUGAUGAGGAAAUAUCAGAUGAUUAUCAAGCUUCAUGGAAUCUGUUGAACACAACUAUGGAGAACUUUCUGUCCUUUCUGAAAGAAAGUAAACCCAUAAGUGUAAAGAUGACAGUAGCAGUGCUGAGAAGCCGCAAACAACUGACUGCAUCCAUCCUCAAUAUAAAGGAUAAGAUCAUAUACACAGAACAGAAACAGAAAGAGCUCGAGCAGACAAAAGAGGCUUUACAGGAACAUGAGAAAGAAAUAAGAGACAAUGAUAACUUUGAAUAUGAAGUAGAUGAGGUCUAUAAAGUAAAAGAACCACUAGAAUACAAGUGGUGGCACUUUGGAUGGAAAGAAGCUACUUGUUGUAGCAUCUGUGAGGAGAACUGUCAUUACCCAGGAUGCUGGUGGGUCAGAGAUCUCUCCCGGUGUAGUGUCAUGGAUGAAGGGAAGUGCACAGUGUGUACUGGAAGGUGUCACUACACUGAUCAUGUUAAAGAGGGAAAAAAAUAUGUGUCAAAGACAAGAAGGGUCAAGAAGACUAAGGAAGAUCUAAAAAUGAAAUACAUGAUGAAGUCUGAUGAGAUGAAGAGCUUGAUGAGUCAAAUAGAGAAUGACAUGAAAGAAAUGGAAAAAGAGAAGAUCAGACUGGUGGAAGAGUGUUAUCAACAUGUGGUUAAACUGGAGGAGAUUGCCCUGAAGAGGGGCUCUGUGUUUACACUGGAACAUCUGGACUUUCUGAUUGAGAAAGUGAGAGAAACAGGAAAGCCAGAGCAAGUGCAGAAACUUCAAGAUAUAAAACACAGAGCUGAUAAUGUACAGUUGCAUGCAACAAAUGAUUACUGGCCAAUGCCAGACUAGUGGAUGCACAAACAUAAUGGUGAGAACAGAUGUUUGUGAGUUUCUAAAGUAGAAUUAUCUGAUAAUUGUUCAUCUAAUAAUUAUUAAUAUCAGGAUAAAAGUAAAUUUAAAUGAUGUAAGGUAAUGAACUUUAAUGUACACUCUCCAUCUGUUUUAAUUCAUCAGAGCCUAAACAAUAACUGCAUGGUCCUCACCAACUUCAAUAAAUAAAAAUCAUAUUUGCCACCUUUCAAAGCAUUGCAAGACAUCACACUUCCACUUUGCUUUACAGAUAACACCAGCACUCCUCCAUCAUUUUCUGAUUUGUUCUGCACCUUAAAAUUAUAUUUCUCUGUGAUCAAGACAUCUCAAACACCUCAAAAUGUCCAUAACAUUUUUCCCCACUUAUCCUCUGUCCGUUGUUUGUAUUCUUCUGAACAUUUUAUAUAUGAUGAACUAAACAAUGUACUUUAUGUGCCAUUGGAACACAGGAGUGAUGGAUGCUAAAAUGGACAUUUGAAUGCCUGUGUAGGAAGUCCAUUAUAAAUCAGCUCUUCAGAUAUAAUAGUCUUUUAAAUCACCAACAAUGUCUAACCUGUAUUUCUGAUUCUUUACUUUUAAAAAUAAUUAUUUUCUUCUUGUUUAGUUUGCUUUUAAUGUCACUUCUGUAACUGCUACUGUUUGCAAAAGCCUCAUGUGGUCUGUAGGGCUUUAAGAAUAAGCUUUGUUUAUUAUUAUUAUUAUUAUUAUUAUUAUUAUUGUUGUUGUUGUUGUUGAUGUGUUUGUGCAGUCUAAUAUAAUUUUCAUUCAGUGUUGAGAGAAUUGACUUGCAGGAGACCAAAAGGAUAGUGGAAUUUAUGUUAGUAAUUUCUAGUGUAAAAUAGAAAUAAAAUUAUAAUAAUCCAUAAAGACAUUUGACAAUUGUUCAGCUUUGAUCAAUAAAAUGUAAAUAUUUUAAUUUGUCAAAUGUGGUGAAUUUUAUAGCAGAAGAAUAUUUAAAAGUAUUUCAAUGAUGGCAAUUUAUAGGGUUUUCUUUAAAUGUAGAAUUAAAAAGAUUGCUGGAGUAUUGUAAAGACUACAAAUCUCCAUUUCCAACAAAAGCCAUUUUCCCCCAUCCCCGUUUGUACGUGGGAAGACACAAAGGAGUCAAGAAAACAAAGGAAGAUCUGAAAAAGAAAUAUGAGAGAGUGCAGAGAGAUAAAGAGCUUGAUAUAAAUCAGUGUGUUGUUACACUGGAUGAAAUCAUUAUUAAAGAGAGACUGUCUUAAGAACUUGGAUUUCUUGAUUGAGUAGAUGAUGGGGGGAAAACAAUUUAUAAAAAAAAAAAACAAAAAAAAAAAAACAGAGGAAAACAGUUUAAGUUGAAAACUAGAACCUGCUAGAAUUUCUAAGAAUUUGCCAUUGAAUAAAAAAGAAAAUGUUGCUGUAAAGUUUCAUGAUUCAAAAACAAAAAGAUUCUUCCUGAAUCACUUGAUUACCGUUAUUAUGCUUGCACUAAGGAAAAGGUCAUUGAGAAGUGAAAGACUUUCUAGUGUAAAAUAGAGCUGUUGUAAAAAUCUGAUUAGAAUCAGCAGAUUAAUAAACAGUGUGCAUGUAUGUGUGCAUAGAAGAAGAGUUCUAAUCAUUCAGCAGUGGGAACUACUUCUGGUCUGGAGGUGUGAAGUCCAUGGUAUCAUUAAGCAAGUACACAAUUUACAAGAUUCUGUGCUGAGACUGAAAUAGAUCAAAAGGUUUCCGAAACAGAGGACAAUGUUUUUAAAUCAAUAAACUUUCACUGGAAUAAAAGGAGGAGCAGCUUGGUUUAUCAUUUUCUGUAAGACAUGUGUCAUUAUUGCUCUCCACACACCUGCCAUAUGCACCUGCUCUGUCCAUAACAGUGGUGUUGAAUCAGUGCUGUUAAAGGUGAGGUCUCCGUUUUUGAAAGCCAAUGUUGACAUAAAAUCACCAAAACAAACACGCCCCUAACCCAAACGGGUCCCACCCCUGUAUUGAUAGCUCCACCCACACAU